Messenger RNA from Enhydra lutris kenyoni (northern sea otter), 3895 nucleotides. RefSeq names its product RCC1 and BTB domain containing protein 2. The transcript has 13 exons. The coding region runs from base 1081 to 2730 and encodes 549 amino acids. Gene Ontology annotation, molecular function: protein binding. Lineage: Eukaryota; Metazoa; Chordata; Mammalia; Carnivora; Mustelidae. The record is from RefSeq and is a predicted model, not a curated record.
UUUCCCCCCCACCAACCCCAGUUUCUAUGUUGAAAUCCUAACCCCCAAAGGUGGGGGUUAUUAGAAGGUGGGACUUAGGGAUGUGAUGAAGUUAUGAAGGUGGAAGCCUCAUGAAUGGGAUCAGUGCUUUAUAAAAGGGUCUCCAAAGAGAUCCCUGCCCCUUCCAUCCCAUGAGGAGGACAUUGUGAGAAGGCAGUGGCUAUGAAGCGGGAAGGGGGCCUUCAUCAGAAUAUGAGCGUAUUGGUGCUUUGAUCUUGAAAUUCCCAGUCUGCAGAACUAUGAGAAGUAAAUUUUUGCUGUUUAUAACCCACCCCUGUGUGGCAUGCUGUUAGAGCAGCAUAAAUGCACUAAGACACCCCAGGACCCCAAAAGGUGACCUUAUUUGGAAAUGGGGUCAUUGCUGAUGUGAUUAGUUAAGCUGAGGUUAUUACGGUGAGCCCUAAUUCCAGUAUGACUGGUGCCCUUAUGAAAAGGGGCAGUUUGGGUCAAGAGAUGGACGUGCAUGCAGCAGAGAUGAUAUGAAGACACAGGGAGAAGAUGGCCAUCACAAGCCAAGGAGAGAGCCCUAGGUCCUUCCCUCACAGCUCUCAGGAGGAACCAAGCUAGCAGAUAUCUUGACUUUGAACUUCUAGCCUCCAAAACUGUGAGAAAAUAAAUUUCUUUGGUGUAAACCUCUCAGCUUGUGGUACUUUGCUAUGGCAGCCCAAGCAAACAAAUACAUUCUUUGUGGGUGUAUAUUCCUAGCAAUCCCCAAACCUGAGUGGGUGGAGGGGGGGAUAGACGAGGGAAGCCACUAACUGCUUGACUGACAGAAUGGACCCAAGAACCGAAACUUCUGGACUGGUUCCUUGGUGUCACCUUCAGCAUCGUUCUUUUCCAGGAACGCAUUUUGUCAAGACUUAGGUGCCUGAUGAAAUCCCCGUGCCCUCUCAGUUUUUCCUGCCUUUCCUGCCUUUCCAACCAGCCUAGUUUCCAGAGCUACAUUUAAGACAUAGUACUGAAAGUACAGAAGUCAGCCUUGGACAGUUCUUGUGGCCCUGAGGAAAAUUACCAGUACAGGCUACUCUGUCAUCUUUGAAGAUGUUAGAUGUGGGAAAGUGGCCAAUUUUCUCCCUUUGUUCUGAGGAAGAACUGCAGUUAAUUCGUCAAGCCUGUGUCUUUGGCAGUGCUGGCAAUGAAGUUUUAUAUACUACCGUAAAUGAUGAGAUUUUUGUGCUUGGCACAAACUGCUGUGGCUGUUUGGGGUUAGGUGAUGUCCAGAGUACCAUCGAACCUCGGAGACUGGAGUCUUUAAAUGGCAAAAAAAUAGCCUGCCUCAGCUAUGGGAGUGGCCCCCAUAUUGUCCUUGCAACAACAGAAGGAGAAGUCUUUACCUGGGGUCAUAAUGCUUAUAGCCAGCUGGGCAAUGGGACAACGAAUCAUGGUUUAGUGCCCUGUCAUAUUUCUACUAAUUUGUCAAACAAGCAAGUCACCGAAGUUGCCUGUGGGUCUUACCAUUCUUUGGUGCUAACAUCUGAUGGAGAGAUAUUUGCCUGGGGUUAUAACAACUCCGGGCAGGUAGGCUCUGGAUCAACAGCCAAUCAGCCGAUCCCUCGAAGAGUCACGGGCUGCCUACAGAAUAAAGUAGUUGUGAACAUAGCAUGUGGGCAGAUGUGUUCAAUGGCAGUGGUGAACACUGGGGAGGUCUAUGUCUGGGGUUACAAUGGAAACGGGCAGCUUGGACUUGGCAGUAGCGGCAACCAGCCAACUCCCUGUCGGAUAGCAGCUCUGCAAGGCAUUCGUGUCCAGCGGGUGGCCUGUGGCUAUGCACAUACUUUAGUGUUAACCGAUGAAGGCCAAGUGUAUGCUUGGGGUGCAAAUUCUUAUGGCCAGUUGGGCACUGGCAAUAAAAGUAACCAGUCCUAUCCUGCGCCUGUCGUUGUGGAAAAGGACAGCAACUGCUGCCGUCAGCCAAGCCCGUUCCCCACCCCUGACUUCCCGUGUGCUGCUAGGUGUUCCAGAAUCAUAGAGAUCGCAGCCUGCCAUUCAGCGCAUACGUCGGCGGCCAAGACCCAGGGCGGGCACGUGUACAUGUGGGGCCAGUGCCGGGGCCAGUCGGUGACCCUGCCCCACCUCACCCACUUCUCCUGCACCGACGAUGUGUUUGCCUGCUUUGCCACGCCUGCCGUCUCGUGGCGCCUCCUGUCCGUGGAACCCGACGACCACCUUACAGUGGCAGAGUCGCUCAAGAGGGAGUUUGACAACCCCAACACGGCCGACCUCAAGUUUCUGGUGGAUGGAAAGUACAUUUAUGCACAUAAAGUCCUUCUCAAAAUUAGGUGUGAGCAUUUUCGUUCUUCACUGGAAGACAAUGAGGAUGAUAUCGUAGAAAUGAGUGAAUUUUCGUACCCUGUUUACCGAGCCUUCCUGGAAUACCUGUACACAGACAGCAUCAGCCUUUCGCCUGAGGAGGCAGUAGGGUUGCUAGAUUUGGCUACAUUUUAUAGAGAAAAUCGUUUGAAAAAGCUCUGCCAGCAAACUAUCAAGCAAGGAAUCUGUGAGGAGAAUGCCAUCGCGCUACUUUCGGCUGCUGUGAAGUACGAUGCUCAGGAUUUAGAAGAAUUCUGCUUCAGGUUUUGCAUAAACCAUUUGACUGUAGUAACACAGACUUCAGGCUUUGCAGAAAUGGACCAUGAUCUUCUCAAGAACUUCAUCAGCAAGGCAAGCAGAGUUGGAGCCUUUAAAAAUUGAUCCCCACCUGCAAGAAAGAAUUGUUAGCAUUUCCAUUUUUCCCUGCAAAAGCCAGAGAAUAACUUCUCCUUCAUAGUAUUUAUGAUGAGCUACACUUGACCGAAUACUUACAUUCUAUCAAAAGGCGGCGGUGGUCAGUCUGCGGUGGUCAGCUGAAAUCUGAAGUUGAACGGCAGAAAGCAUUCAGUGCUCUCUGAUCAGCUGUGACUAAGCUAAGGGAAAGAAAGAAAGAAAAAAAAAACGGAAACGUCUUAUUUACCAUUUUCUCUUUUGAGUCACUUAAGUUGGGACACUUUUGGUACAUUGGUCUAACUAUAUGCUAUUCUGGCCAAAUUUCCAUUCUUCCAAAGGCUGAUAUCACAUAGAGAGCUUGACAAGGAAUGCUGUCAUACCACACUGUCAGCACCCCGCACAGCGCCCUGCGUACUAAGUAGGCACUCAGUUAAUUUCUUAUAAAUCUGAAGGAUGCCUGAGAACAGCUUUAUAUGUGGGAUACCGGAUGAAGGAGUAACUUGCACAAAAACAAAUUGAAACAGCAUGUAACAUCUGAGGGUCAUUUUCUUCUGGUAACUGGUUCUGAGUCAUCGUGGCUAACAUCGAACAUUAAUUAGAAUUCACAAACAGCCUUGGCAAUUUAAUUGUCAAAGUCCCAAGGGCUAAUUUUAAUUUUCUUUUUACUCUGAGUCAUUAAUUUCUCAUAUGGGAUUAUUGAAUAUGAAGUGCUGUCUCUGAAUGAAUGUUAUUUCUGGGCUUAUCUGCCUUACAUAAUUGCAUUAUGUCUUUUCCUUUUGUGUUAAGAGAGAUUUGCUUGUGUAAGUAAAAAUGAUUCUGUGUUUCUCUUGUAGUUGACUUUUAUGUCACUAUAAAACAGUUCUCUUAACCUGGCACAAAAAAAUUAUAAAGUGCUAGCUGAAAAGGAACUCGUAUUUCAUGGACAGCAUUAACAAGAAUGAGAUAAAUUUAUACUUUUUAGAUCAAAACAAGUUACCCAACUGCAAGAGAGAAACUGGAACAGGAUGUAGGAAGUAGUGUCAGAUCCCUCUAAUAUGUGUUUCACAAUAUGAUAUGUGUUUCUCAAUAUAUUAUGUAAAGAAAAUUCUUUUGGAAUUAGAAACCUUGUUCUGAUGCUGAACUAUUUGAUAAUAAAGUGCUUAUUUGGAGAUAA